Molecule: messenger RNA, 1962 nt
Organism: Triplophysa rosa
Lineage: Eukaryota; Metazoa; Chordata; Actinopteri; Cypriniformes; Nemacheilidae
Gene: scoca
Product: short coiled-coil protein a
Exons: 4
Coding region: 135-494 (119 amino acids)
Cellular component (GO): trans-Golgi network
Source: RefSeq, a predicted model, not a curated record
AGACAAACACGGAGCACUAUAGGAGAGAGAGAGAGAGAGAGAAAGAGGGAAUAGAAGAGAAAGAUAAAUAAAGAUUCAAGGACGUUUAACUAAAUCAUUUAGUAUAGAAAACUUUUUGACACACUUAUUCAGCGAUGGAGGGAGACGUGGAUGAAGAUGACGGGACUUUUAUUAACAUCUCACUAGCUGAUGAUACAGCUGAAGGAGAACCAACAGUAGUGCGAUUCAGAAUAGAAGACCAAUACAGAACCAUGAACUGUGAGAUUGACGGAGAUAUGGAGAAUCAGGUUGAGCAGGAAGAGAAGACCAGGCUUAUUAACCAAGUGCUGGAGCUUCAGCACACACUUGAAGAUCUGUCUGCGCGUGUGGAUGCGGUAAAGGAAGAGAACCUUAAGCUCAAAUCAGAGAACCAGGUUCUUGGGCAGUACAUUGAGAACCUCAUGUCCGCCUCCAGCGUGUUUCAGACCACCGAUACCAAAAGCAAACGGAAAUAAGAGAUCGUUGGAUCCUGUCUACAUAGUUCCUCAUCUCUUCAGCAUUCAUACAUAAUAGCCAGAACAUAAGCCGCUGUUUGUUUUGUAUUUAUUUGGUAUUUUGUUUUACAGUAUACUUAAGCAUCUAUCAGCAUGGUAUGGUUAUUACUUGAAUGGGCUAAACAGACUGUCCUUUAGAGAUGGGGGAGGAGAACCCCCUGCGAUAUUGUUUUCAUGGUAAGCAUAUCAACAUAUGCUUGAUUUUGUUUGACCAAAAUCUAAACGCUCAGAUAAUAUAACUUAGCAAAGCACUGAAGUCUAGUGUUGUUGAGUAAAAAUAAGAUUACAAUUAGUCAGUUGUAAGACUAACCAUGAAUAAUCAAAGUAUUAAUGUGACCAGGAUUAGGCCGAUUUCCAUCCCUUUGGCUAACAGUGUUACAAGUUGGGAAAGAAUGCACAAAGCAAUGUGUGAUCAGAUAAGUACAGAGCGUGUGUUGUUGCGCCUUCUGUUCUGUAUAAUGAAUUUCAUGAAUGAACCAAUUUGAGACCCUCACAUCAACAUUCAAACCUUUUAGAGAGAAAAGCGACAAAAGCGUAUUUUUUUCAUUACAGUUUGAUGUAAACGACAAUGCUGCAUAAAGCACAUACACAUCUGAUGUGUAUUAUGGUGUGCACAGAGAUGAUCACUUGAAAGUGCAUGACAUCCUUUAAUUAUGUUUUAUGCAUGGUUUUAAAAAAAAGAGAAUGGAUAAAUGAAUGUGUCAGUAACACUCAGCCCAUAUGCCAUUUACCUGUACUUUAUAUUCUUCAAGUCUUUGAUAUUUGGAUGUACUGUAGAAACUUUUCUAACUAGUGCACAAAUGUGUGGGAUCAGUAGAUUGAAAUGGCUUGUGAUGUAAACUGCAGCACUAUGUUGGAGAAGACACUAUUCAUGCUUGAAUCUAUAAGAUCAAGGGACCCAAAUAUUGGAAGUAAAUGGACUGUCUGGCUUUUACUGUUUGUAGUGAGGUUGAGACUGCUGAGUGAAAUUGAUCAGAGUGAUCUGAAAGCUACGGAAGCCCAUUCUGCCCCAUAAAAAUAAAAACAAUGCUUUGGUAACUAUUAAAAUGAUUUUAGACUGAUUAAAAGUCUGUGAUUUCAGAUGUUUUACUCAUAAUUAACUUGUAUCUCAUACUAAAGAAUUUUUUCUAAAACAAUCUUUGAAUGUGGUGGAAAUGGGCUUAACCUCAGGAAGCGUUCUGCUGGUCGAGUGACAUUUAUAAAUACAGAUGCUCUUUGCUCAGAUUUUGCUAAUGUGAAACAUCUGUCAGUAUAAAUACAAAGAACACAAAAGGAUCUGCCACAGAUACCGGCUGCGACACUACUACAUCAUUUUUAUUUUUCGUAAUUUAUGUUUGCAAGCACCCAAUGUAAGAUACUGCCUGUUCUGAAAGUGUACAUUUUAUUUUGUUACGAUUAUGCCUUUAUUAAAAUAAUUUCCCUUUGCAUA